This is a messenger RNA of Cotesia glomerata, 1022 nucleotides long. RefSeq lists its product as uncharacterized. The record is from RefSeq and is a predicted model, not a curated record. The transcript is spliced from 9 exons. Lineage: Eukaryota; Metazoa; Arthropoda; Insecta; Hymenoptera; Braconidae. Bases 168 to 992 code for a protein of 274 amino acids.
UCAGAGCAAUAGCUGUCGCAAUGUCACAAACUCAUUUACUGUUUAAUUAAAAAUUUUUGUUAUAGUAAUUAAAUGAUAGAAGCACAAACAGAAUUUAACGAGAGUAUAAAUAAUAUUGCGCACACUUCAGAGUAAUUUAUAAACGCUAAUGGAUUGUCGAGUUCAUCAUGUACUCGCAAAGGCAAUAUUAUUUUUCUCGGUUGGCCAGGUCGCAUCCAAUACUCAAAUUCAUUAACGUUUAUGAUCGUCAGUCGUUUAUACGUGAAUAUAUUUUGGAUAACAUUUUUAUUUGCGUUUUUGCAUAUAUAUUUUUCUACGUUACUCUUUGGUACGCCAAUCGGGUUAUGAAGAGAAUUGAAAAAUCGAAUCAAGAAAUGCUGAUUACUGUUGAGGAAAAUAGAAAUAAAUUAGCGGAUGUGGUUGCUUUGAAAAAUAAACGACAAGAGUACGAAGAAGUGGUAAUGAAAGCCAAAGGAGCACAGAGAAUCACGGCACGGCAUUUAGAAAACGAAAUAAAGAAGAUAAAUUAUGAAUUGAUGAUAACGACCGACAAGUUGGAGGCUUUGGAGAGAAUUCUACAGAAAAUGAAUUUCAGCGUACAACUGGUGAAAAAUCGCGCAACAAGGUCUUCGAGCUUACACAGCAGGAAGGUGAAUGCACGGAAGGUUCGAACUUUGUCACAGACUCGCUUGAAAAUGUCAAGAUUAUGGAACCGUCAUUCCCGCCAACAACUCCUCCGCCACGGAAAUACGGUAUCUUUGUCCCUCGACCGAUUAAGGGACGCAGUUCACCUCCGAGAAUCGGAUUCAAGUAACAUUGCAUCUGCUGAAGUUUCUUCUGACUCAUCAUCACAUGACAAUCCACGCGACAAAGUAAGGAUAUCAAAACUAGUGGAGAAAAAAAAGAUCCCGUUGGACUUGACAUCACGAGUUGCUAAAUCAUUAUUGGCACCGAUAUUUCGUGGGACGAGGACUAUUAAAUCUUUAUUUUAGCCGAUAUACACUUUAAUGAAUUGCAAUGCU